CCGCGCGAGGUGCUAUAUAAGCUCGAGACACGGAACCUCCCAGACAGAACCGGAUCAGCGCGGUGAAACCCAAACACGACAUCAUUCCAUUUAAUCUGAUUCUAAUCAGUCAAGAUGCCUGAAGCACAUGACCAACCAAUGGAGGAGGAGGCAGAGACCUUUGCCUUCCAGGCAGAGAUUGCCCAGUUGAUGUCUCUGAUCAUCAACACUUUCUAUUCCAACAAAGAGAUCUUUCUCAGGGAACUCAUCUCAAACUCCUCAGAUGCACUGGACAAAAUCAGAUACGAAAGUCUGACUGAGCCAAGUAAGCUAGACUCAGGAAAAGAUCUGAAGAUUGAAAUCAUUCCCAACAAAGAGGAGCGCACACUGACUAUCAUUGACACAGGCAUUGGCAUGACCAAGGCCGAUCUCAUCAACAACCUGGGUACCAUUGCCAAGUCUGGAACCAAGGCGUUCAUGGAGGCUCUGCAGGCUGGAGCUGAUAUCUCUAUGAUUGGCCAGUUUGGUGUGGGUUUCUACUCUGCCUACCUGGUAGCUGAGAAAGUUACUGUCAUCACCAAACACAAUGAUGAUGAACAGUAUGCCUGGGAGUCGUCUGCUGGAGGUUCAUUCACAGUGAAGGUGGACAACUUUGAACCUAUUAAUCGUGGAACAAAAGUGGUCCUGCAUCUGAAGGAAGAUCAGACAGAAUACAUUGAGGAGAGGCGCAUUAAGGAGAUUGUGAAGAAGCACUCACAGUUCAUUGGCUAUCCAAUCACACUCUAUGUGGAAAAAGAGCGUGACAAGGAGAUAAGUGACGAUGAAGCUGAGGAAGAAAAAGAAAAGGAUAAGACUGAAGAGGAAGGCGAGAAAGAUGAAGAUAAGCCAGAGAUUGAGGAUGUCGGUUCAGAUGAUGAGGAUCAUGACAAAAGCACAGACAAAAAGAAGAAAAAGAAAAUCAAGGAGAAGUACAUCGAUCAGGAAGAGCUUAAUAAGACCAAGCCUCUGUGGACACGUAACCCUGAUGACAUUACCAAUGAAGAGUAUGGUGAGUUCUACAAGAGCCUGACCAACGAUUGGGAGGAUCACCUUGCCGUUAAGCAUUUCUCAGUGGAAGGGCAGCUGGAGUUUCGUGCACUGUUAUUUGUACCACGCAGAGCACCUUUUGAUCUUUUUGAGAACAAGAAAAAAAAGAAUAACAUUAAGCUGUAUGUGCGCAGAGUUUUCAUCAUGGACAACUGUGAUGAACUUAUUCCAGAGUACCUCAACUUUAUUAAGGGUGUAGUAGACUCUGAGGAUCUACCCCUGAACAUCUCUAGAGAAAUGCUGCAACAGAGCAAGAUCCUGAAAGUCAUUCGAAAAAAUCUGGUCAAGAAAUGCCUUGAGCUCUUCACUGAACUUGCAGAGGACAAAGACAACUACAAAAAGUUCUAUGAGCAGUUCUCCAAGAAUAUUAAGCUUGGUAUCCAUGAGGACUCACAAAACAGGAAAAAGCUCUCGGAGCUGCUGCGCUACUACACCUCAGCCACUGGAGAUGAGAUGGUGUCCCUAAAAGAUUAUGUGACGCGCAUGAAGGACACCCAGAAGCACAUCUACUACAUCACUGGUGAGACCAAAGACCAGGUUGCCAACUCUGCCUUUGUGGAACGCCUGCGCAAAGCCGGUCUAGAAGUGAUCUACAUGAUUGAGCCUAUUGAUGAGUACUGUGUACAGCAGUUAAAGGAAUUUGAGGGCAAAAACCUUGUGUCAGUGACAAAAGAGGGUCUGGAACUGCCUGAAGAUGAGGAGGAGAAAAAGAAGCAAGAGGAGAAGAAGACACAGUUUGAAAACCUGUGCAAAAUCAUGAAGGACAUCCUUGAAAAGAAAGUCGAAAAGGUGACAGUCUCCAACCGUCUGGUCGCCUCCCCAUGCUGCAUUGUCACAAGCACAUAUGGCUGGACUGCAAACAUGGAGAGGAUCAUGAAAGCCCAAGCACUGAGGGACAACUCUACCAUGGGUUACAUGGCUGCCAAGAAGCACCUAGAGAUCAACCCUGACCACCCCAUUGUUGAAACACUACGACAGAAAGCAGAGGCUGACAAGAAUGACAAGUCAGUAAAGGAUCUGGUCAUCUUGCUGUUUGAGACUGCACUACUUUCCUCUGGCUUCUCACUUGAUGAUCCUCAGACACACUCAAACCGCAUUUACAGGAUGAUCAAGCUGGGCUUAGGCAUCGAUGACGAUGACCUGGCGACUGAAGAGCCAAGCUCCGCUCCCAUUGAGGACAUGCCUCCCUUGGAAGGGGAUGACGACACAUCCCGGAUGGAGGAAGUUGAUUAAAGCAAAAUUGCUUGUUUGUUAGUUUAUAUUCUGUAAAAAAGAACAUUUGUACAUUUGGGUUUAAUUUGGGGCUUAAUAAUCCUGAGUAGCUGGAUCCUACCGAAAGCAGUGAGUGCAAACUUGUGCUGUUAAUGGCAUUAGCAUGAUUUCUCAUGUAAGAUGAUGCAUGUAUUUACUCAAGACUAUCUAAAAGCUUUGUGGGACUGGUUCUCCAGACACUGCUUAAACUUGGUUUUAAAUGACUUUUGUUAAAGCGGAUUCCAAACAGUGUUGGACGCUAGACCUGACAGUUCAGUGUAUAGAGAACAAUCCAGCUAUUGCUACAUGCAACAUUUAAUAUUUAGAAAGUGAGGUCAGUAAAGUGGUCCUUAAGUCAUUCACUCUCUAGCUGCACCUGACUUGGUUUUCGAGUGCAAAUUGAGCCCACUCAGUGUUAAUAAUCCUUAUGUUGGUUAUAAUGUUUUAAUAUUUGUUGUAAUUGCUUCAAUACGAUUUCUUUCAGGAACACCAAUUCCUGUUGCUUUUUGUAAUUGUUUAUGACUUUAUUUAUGACUUUAUUUAUGACUUUAUUUGUAUUUAUUUACAUUCCUCGGUUAUUGUUUUCCAUUUGUUGUAAAAUGUAUAUGUGUAUUAGAAACUGUUAUUUCAAAAGGUGAGGGAAGAAAUUAAACUUUGCCAUAUCAAA
Molecule: messenger RNA, 2983 nt
Organism: Trichomycterus rosablanca
Lineage: Eukaryota; Metazoa; Chordata; Actinopteri; Siluriformes; Trichomycteridae
Gene: hsp90aa1.2
Product: heat shock protein 90, alpha (cytosolic), class A member 1, tandem duplicate 2
Exons: 11
Coding region: 115-2298 (727 amino acids)
Biological process (GO): protein folding; cellular response to heat; protein stabilization
Cellular component (GO): cytosol; myelin sheath; neuronal cell body
Molecular function (GO): ATP binding; ATP hydrolysis activity; ATP-dependent protein folding chaperone
Source: RefSeq, a predicted model, not a curated record